This is a messenger RNA of Lucilia cuprina (Australian sheep blowfly), 990 nucleotides long. It is a transcript of the gene MED7, whose product is annotated as mediator of RNA polymerase II transcription subunit 7. Gene Ontology annotation, biological process: regulation of transcription by RNA polymerase II. The transcript is spliced from 2 exons. Gene Ontology annotation, molecular function: transcription coregulator activity. Lineage: Eukaryota; Metazoa; Arthropoda; Insecta; Diptera; Calliphoridae. The coding region runs from base 151 to 804 and encodes 217 amino acids. The record is from RefSeq and is a predicted model, not a curated record. Gene Ontology annotation, cellular component: core mediator complex; mediator complex.
AUUAUUUUUUGUUGUUUUUGAUAAUUUGCAAAAUUUUUUAAAGAUUUUUUCGCUAAUAUUAUUCGGAAUAUAAAUAUAAAAUAAGAAAAAUAAAAAAGAAACAAAAUAUAGUUACAAAUUAAACGAAUCCCUAAUAAAAAAACCAUCAACAUGGCUCAACAGGAAUCCCAAGUAAUGAGUUUACCACUGCCUCCGGUGCAAUAUAUAAAUUUAUUUUCCGAGGAUAGUAUAAGGCGUAAUAGAGCUCCUAGGCCACCGCCACCUAUUCAGGACAUGUACAGCAUGUUUGGCAUACAAUACAAUAAUGAGGAAAUGAUACGUUCCUUAGAAUCACAAAACAUCAAAAGACUCAUACCCAUACAUUUUGAUAGACGGAAGGAGCUUAAGAAAUUAAAUCAUUCAUUGUUUGUUAAUUUCUUAGAUUUAAUAGAUUUACUCAUACAAUAUCCGGAUAGUCCUAGGAGAACAGAAAAGAUUGAUGACUUAAGUUUACUCUUCGUACACAUGCAUCAUCUACUCAACGAGUUUCGUCCCCAUCAGGCUCGUGAAACUUUGCGUGUUAUGAUGGAAAUGCAAAAACGCCAACGCGUCGAGACCACCAAUCGUUUUCAGAAGCACUUAGAACGUGUUCGGGAUAUUGUCAAUAAUGCCUUUGCUGCUUUACCCGAAAUCACCGAUGAUGAUCUUAGCGAAAGUGAUAUUAAAAUGGAAGUUGAUGCUCAAGAUUCGAAUAAUGGCGGUAAAUCGGAUGCUAGUUAUCAAUUAGAUCGUAUUAUGUGUAAUGUCAUUGAUAACAUGGAAUAACCGAUUAUUCUUUGGAAUGGCCAAUACUAAGGGACGGUAUAAAAAACUUUAGUUUGUAAUAAAUUAGUUUAUUUUAUUUUUUUUUGUGUAAUUUAAAUAUUUUAAUUGUAUAUUUAGAAAAUUAAGUAAAAAAAAUAUCGAAAAAAUAUAUAAGAUUUUAUUAAAAAACUAGCUAAUACCCGGUUU